Colias croceus (clouded yellow) is the source of this 3716-nucleotide messenger RNA. RefSeq names its product GPI ethanolamine phosphate transferase 2 (gene PIG-G). NCBI's taxonomy places the organism in Eukaryota, Metazoa, Arthropoda, Insecta, Lepidoptera, Pieridae. Gene Ontology annotation, cellular component: endoplasmic reticulum membrane. The transcript is spliced from 13 exons. The record is from RefSeq and is a predicted model, not a curated record. Gene Ontology annotation, biological process: GPI anchor biosynthetic process. The coding region runs from base 419 to 3493 and encodes 1024 amino acids.
CUUGUGCCGUUGUGCGGAGUUGUUUGAGUAAAAAUUAAAAUAUGUAAACAAUCGUUUAACAUAAAAUAUUACUAUUAACGAUUCCAGCACUGCAUUAAUUUAAUUCUAUAUUCAACAAAACACUUUUUACCGGUAUCCUAUUUAUAGUAAAUAAACAUUAAAUUCCAAUAAGUACCCUAAAUCAAUUCUUUAUCACUUGUCGAAAGAUAAUCUCUAUUACAUAUAUCAUACAGUUUCCCGGCAUGUAACCUAACCAUACCGCAACUGUUCCUAAUUUCUCAAUACUGCAAUUAAAGUUAAAUUGCUUAAUUAACACAAGUGGGGAAAAGUAACACCGAAACCAAAUGAUGCAGUAAGGUACUACAUGUAUUUGUUUACUCAUAUCGGUUGAGUUUGCUAGUGAUAUUCGAUAGGCAUCAUGUUGACGUGGUUGCUACACAAAUGGAUUGGUUUAUGGCUACUUCUGAUAGCCCUAGGAGGUAUUUCUUUGUUCCUUUAUGGAUUCUUCCCUUUAAAAUAUCAUUCCGGUAAGCUGGCGCAUAGGGACGACUUGCCAAACUUCAUUGAAGGAGUCAGCAUUGACGGCCAUGAAGUAUAUAACUCAGGAGAAAACAGCGUAGUUUUAAUGGUGAUAGAUGGUCUCCGAUAUGACUUUGCAACAGAAGAAUACAUGCCCUACACCGGGCAGCUGCUUAAAAAUAAAUCGGCUUGCAUUUAUGUAUCUGUAGCUGAACCUCCAACUGUCACCAUGCCUAGGAUAAAGUCACCGGAACGUAAGAAGGAAAAGGCACAGUGGAGGCGCACAAUAAACUUCUGGCGGGAUAUAUUCGCCAUGAUGACAGGCAGCGUGUCAACAUUCGCGGACGUCGCUUUGAAUUUUGGCGCGCCAGCCGUGCGCGGUGACAGCGUGUUACGUGUUGCCAACGCGAAGGGAUGCCACUCUGUGCUCUAUGGUGACGACACGUGGUUGCGACUGUUCCCUGGUCUAUGGUCGGAGCAUGACGGCACUACGUCGUUCUUUGUAACGGAUUAUACAGAGGUAGACAACAAUGUCACUCGACAUUUGGAUACUAUCCUCACACCAAAUGAGAAUAAAAAAUCAAAAUUUGAUUUCUUGGUGCUUCACUAUCUAGGUUUAGAUCAUAUUGGUCACCUAGAGGGCGCUAAGAGUCCUAAAAUUAAACCAAAACUGAUAGAAAUGGAUGAUGUUGUGAAGAAAAUACACAUGGCUAUGCAGAAAUGGGAUAAUACAGGUAUCCUUAUAAUAUGUGGUGAUCACGGCAUGCGAGAUGCCGGCGGGCAUGGAGGCUCCUCUGCUGCAGAGGUAUUGGUUCCUCUUGUUGUUGUUAAGAGCGGUGGCUUCGAGUGUCCCCAUGCCACAGGCCCAGGCCCAACAGUGGCUCAAGUGGACUUAGCACCAACGAUAUCGUGGCUAUUAAACGCGCCCAUACCGGGUGACAGCACGGGCAACAUUCUGCCCGCGCUCAUGCCGGCGGACAUCAGGCAACACUUGUACUUGUUGCAUGUGAUCGCCGCGCACAACGCAAAGCAGGGCCUGCCCACUGAUACUGAAUUUUUCAAGCAAUUCAAACGUGCGGAAAGUCAAUUCGCUCGCUAUCUGUCCACUGGACAAGAGAGCGCGGCGAAAAUAGCUAAGGAGUUUUAUCAGGAAUCCCUGCAGGAGAUGACUAAAUAUUUGGCAGCUACUACCACUGAUUUUGACAUGUUUUCUUUGGGAUUGGCCACUGUUUUACUGUAUUUGAUUAUGAUAGCCCUCGUAUGCGUGACUCUAUACUCCCUACAACCAGACAACCAAAGAAAAAUAAGCGUCACAGACCAGCAUAAAACGAACAUGGGCUCUGUCGUAGCAUUCGCUAUAAUAUUCGCUGUAAUCGGCAUUAUUCUCACAAUCAGCUGCUUUAUAACGGAAACUAAGAGCCAAUUCUGCUCUUUUACCCCCUUGUGGUCUAUAGCGUUCACAAUAACAGCAUUCGUUCUGACCGUUGCAUACUUUAUUAUUAAGAAUGGUAUGGAAAAAAUUCGGGAUUUAUCCCCAUUAAGGGAACUCAACGCUAUAGACUAUUUGCUAGUGAUCGGGACGCUUUUCCACUCUUGGUCGUUCUUUGGAACGAGUUUUAUAGAAGAGGAACAUAUGACGUGGUAUUUCUUCUGGAAUACUCUAAUGUUCUUCGUGUUAGUGAGAACAAUAGUGGUGGUUGUGAUGUACUUUAGUAAGAGAUAUAGUGGAGCUACGGAAGUGCAGGAUAAACCGGAGUUGGAAAGUCGAAUGAGCGCUGUGGGAAUUGGUAUUGUACCGAAAUGGGUGCUGCUUAUUGCACUGCAUCGAUAUCUUCGUACAAUGAACCAAACAGGAGACAGGUGGCUAUUUCUUCCUGAUACAGCGGAUUGGUUGAAUGCCCCUGAGAAUUCAUUCUAUUUACAAGCUCAUCUAGUUAUUGGAACGUUACUAACACUCGCUAUUUGCCUCUGGAAUGUUCGAUACAUGAACAACUACUUGAAAAUACACUCCAUCCUGACAAUACUCGCAACUAUGUGCAUACUUUGCUACCGUAUAGCCACCAAUGCCCUAAACACUCCCUUUGACGACAUAAAAACUUGGGACAAUAUACUAAUAGUAGAUGUCUUCUGGUGGAUUCUAAACGCACAAACAAUAUUCGAAAUAAUUACAUACAUCGGAGCUUUUAGAGGCUGCGGUAGCCAAUUGCCCAAUACAAAUAAAUUCGUCUAUAGCAAGCCAAAAGAAAAGUCGGAAGAUUACUUCUACGAUGAUAUGGAAGAACCCUGGAAUGUGGACGAAGUUAAACUGAACCUUAUUAGAUCGUUGUCUCAUAUAAUGUAUAACCAAAUGAUGUUGAUUAUAAUACUAUUAAUGCGGCCACAUAAUGUGAUAAUGGUGCCGAGUAUUUAUAUAACUUGUACGAUAACAUCUAAGUGCUUGGACCAUAAGUUGUUGGAUGCAAGGCCGGGCAGGAAUACAGAAGUAGCUGAUACUUUGGGGCUGGCUCUAGUUCAUAUAUGGAUUGGUGCUGUGUUUUACUUCUAUCAGGGCAACUCGAACAGCCUCGCGUCGGUGGACCUGGGCUCGGGCUACGUGGGGCUGGGCGCGUACAGCCCGCUGCGCGUGGCGGCCCGCAUGGGGCUGCACGCGUACGCCGGGCCCGCGCUCGCCGGCGCCGCGCUCUUCUGCAACCUGGCAACCGCGCCCGCGCUGCCGAGGUACCUAAAAUCAGUGUGGCGUGUGAUCAACAUAAUGGCGCUGCAGCGAGUUUACCAGCUAGCCAUCUAUUGCGUCAUAGCCAUCAUAUUCCGACACCACUUGUUUGUAUGGUCGGUGUUUUCCCCAAAACUGCUUUACGACUUCGUCGCUACAGUAUUUGCAGUGCAAGCUCUAACGACUAUUGCGGAAAUCAAUAUUCUUACCCACAUUGUAAGCUGGAUUUCGAGAUCACUCACAUACAAGAGAUUGUCAUAGGGAAGGCCUUUACAGCGUCCGACGCUGAGAAACCUCGCGAGAAGCAAAAAUAGACUUAAACGCAAGUGCACAAGGUAUAAAAUACACGAGUGGAGAGAGAGGCAGAGACAACUGAAUAAGUUUUUGAAAUCCGAUAAUUUGGACAUUAUCACGACGGACAAGGUGCAAUUGAAAGUGUUGUUACGGUGACUUUGUGUGAAAAAUAAAUAUUAUAAGACUUAAA